UUGUGAGCGCAGCGCCGCACUGCACGAAACAGCAGAAGGUGAAGAGUAGGUUAUUUCCACUCAGCCUGAUCCUGCAGGAUUCAUUCAUGCUUUGCAGAAUGCGGACAGGGAAAUAGUUGGAAGCGCAUCCGAGCAGCAGGAGACGGUAGUUUAGCGCACUGGUCGGGCUUUUGUUCGCCGCAUUUUCGCUGCAGCGAGGACAGAGACACGGGUCCAGGACAGUACGAAGAUCCAUGAGACACGCUUUGAGCUGGAUACCGCUUCAGUAUCACGUGCUGCGUCUGACGUCCCGCUGCUAACAUCUGCUCAGGUUGCGUGAAGGUUGAGCCAUGGACGCCGGGAGGCUGGAGCAGCAGGUGGCCAGCGUUGACAGGGGGAUCUGCUUCCUGAAGCAGGAGCACCUGACCAUGCUGACCGGCCUGCAGCUGGAGAUCACACACCUGAAGAGGCGCUGUCACGAGCUGAGCUGUGAGCUGGACUCCAAGUUUCCUGACAGAAACACAGCAGAGGAGGAAGCAGAGCUGGCGGCGCGUUGCGAGGCCGCAGAGCGCCUCCUGGAGCGGCAGCAGUGCAUGACGGUCACGGUGCGCGGGGAGCUGCGGGCCGGCCGGGCCCGAGCUGUGGCACUCGGGAGGAGCCUGCGGGAGGAGGAGCGGCGGUUCCUGGAGGAGCUGAAGCGCCGCAGCCACAAGAUCACAUUGCUGAAUCGAGAACUUCAGCGGCAAAACGUCAUGACGACGACGCUGCACCACGAGCUGCAUGGCGCACGGUUGAAACUUUUCCAGCAGCGGCAGAGGGGGAAAAGAGAGGAGGAAGAGGAGGAGGAGGAGGAAGAAGAGGAAGAAGGAGGGUCGGGCUGGCCUCUGUCUCCUCAUCCCGGUGCCUCCUCCGUCCAGCCGGAGGGGAGACCCAGGAAGAACAUCAGUGUGAGGGAGGAGAGGGUUAGAGCCUGCAUCCCACAGGAGAGAGUCACGUCACCACAGAGUCCACACCCGAUGCCUGACCCCGCCCUCUUCCUGGUACCGCUCAGGUACCGCCUCCUCCGCUGGAGCCGGCCAAUGAGGCUGCAGGACGGUGAGGAGGGGGAGGACGAGUGGGAGGACAUAGAGGACAGCAGGGUGCCCAGGAGGGUGGAUAUGGGCGCAGGCGAGGGAGAGACGGCUCUGUGACCGUUAACUCCGAGGAGGAGCAGUCUGUAGAAAUCUGAAAAAUUAAGUUUUAUGAUUUAGCUUCACAGGAAAUGGUUCAUCUAAACUAGACUUAGAUGUAUUUAUACAUUUACCCAAUUAAGGGUGUGAAACGUCCUGGAAAGGUUUAGAGUUUACCACAGCUGAUUGUGUUUGCCUAUAAUCUAAAAAGCAGAGUUGCAUCUGGGUUCAGUGAAUGCUUUCACCAGCUGGGACAGCUAGGGGUGCGCCGAAAACCUGACCUGCCGAUUCUGAAUUUGGCCGAUACCAAUUUGUUUUUUGUCUGAAAUGUUGCUAAAUAUAGCAAGAAAGUCACUGAGUUUGUAACAAUAGUGGGGUGACUAUUGUUACCUUAAAAUGUGCAGACAUGGUGGGCCGGUCUGUCGGUCAAACUUCUCUUAAGUGAGAGCUGAAGAGGACAGUGGCUGAUUUUUAGGUAUUUGCUGAGGUGGAUAAGUUCAGCUUCACAUGUAAGUAUCGACCGAUCACCGAUUUCCCCAAAUUAAGGAAAUCUGUGCCGAUAAAUCGACUGGCUGGUAAAUCGGUGCAGCCCUAGAACCAGCUUUAUGUUUAGGAUGGUCACUUGAAAAGGAAAUUUUGUAUUACCUGCACUUUAUUAAAUUCAUACAAUUUGCCUUGUUAUGGCAAACCAUAA
Molecule: messenger RNA, 1842 nt
Organism: Xiphophorus couchianus (Monterrey platyfish)
Lineage: Eukaryota; Metazoa; Chordata; Actinopteri; Cyprinodontiformes; Poeciliidae
Gene: ccdc92bb
Product: coiled-coil domain containing 92Bb
Exons: 4
Coding region: 330-1169 (279 amino acids)
Source: RefSeq, a predicted model, not a curated record